CUGGCACACUACCGAUUGCUGAGUGUGUAUGUUUGGGUUUUGCAGCAAUCGAGGUUGAGUGUAGGGUUUUAACUGAGAGUGUCUGAUUAAAACAAUAAAAUAAAGUAAAAUGUGUAGCCAAGAACAGUCCCCAAAAGGAAGAGACAUUCCAGCAAUAAGGCGUGUAGUCCUUAAUGACGUCUCUCAACUGCCAGCCGAAUAUAGUUCCACCCCAGGGGGUACAUUAUUUUCAACAACACCCGGAGGUAAGAAGACAUGAUACAUAAAAAAAAUAAGACAGUAAUUUUAUACAAAGUCAAAGUAGGCCCAACCCAUGUCAGUUCGUUUUUAUUUACUGCAAUGCAUCCUCGACUUUUGCAGUGGUUUGCAAUUUAUUUUCAUAUUUUGCAAUUUAAAUCUCUUUUGAUGCAUUCAUUGCAAGCAUAUGGCAACCUGACAAGAUUUGUUUGACCGAUUUUUUUCCCUUUCCUAUGCAACAACAAAAAUAACCGAUAACCUAAAAAAAAAAAAAAGAAAAAUCAUCAAAAUGGCUGACUUCAUUGAAACUUUGACCAUGUGACUCUUCAAUACUGAUAUGAAAUAAGUUGAUAAAUGCAAAAUACUUUAAAUUAUGAUAUUCCAAUUAAUUUAUUGGCACAAAGGAAUUUUAUGAAGAACUAAUUAAAGAAAUAUAUGAUUUUAUUAAAAUUAAAAAUGGCUUGACUAGUCAUACAAUGAAGUGUGAAGGAAGGGGCAGAUCACUCUGGGCUUAUUUAUCAUUUCAUAAGUCGGCCUUUCUGGCAAAUUGAUUUAUUAGGCCAACUGUUAUUAUAAAAUUCAUUAAAAUUAAAAGGUCAAGAAAUAAUGGGCUAAAUAAUGUUAUUAAUUAUACCUAUAAUUAAUAACAUCAAUGACAGCAGUAACUUACGGCCUCUAAAGGAGGGCUAAUGUGAUAAUUUAAUUGUAACUGAUAUUUUAAAAUAGCAAACUCUCCCUCUCUCUUCUUCUAGGUACUUUGACACAAAAUUUAAAUAUUGCUCAAUUGCCAUGAAUGAUACAUCAUUUUAAAGGGCUAGCUAUAAGCUUUACAACAACACCAAUUUCAUCUUUCUAUCUUUAAUAGAAGUGGAGUUCUGAUUUUUUUUUGUGAUUUUUUUAAAACCCUCUUCUUUAUCUUUGUAUUUAACUGUGUCACUGUGAAAACGUGUGACCCACUUUCCAAAUUUCUGCCUUAUUUUGCCCAAAACUUUUUUAUUUUAAAAUUAAAAGAUAAUGCUACCAAAUUUUCAGGAGACAUUCUUAAUGCAACAUACAACACAAUGAACAAAAAAACUUUUAAAUAACAUCGACAUCAGUACUUUCUAUUUUAAAAUUUUUUAUUUAAAGGUAUGUUAAGUUAAGAAAAAUGUGAACAGAAAAAAUGGAAAAAUCAAUACCGAUACUAACAAAUAAAAAAAAACUUGUUUAUUGGAUUUUGAUUUGAACUAAUUAUAUGCUUGUGUUUAAUUUUAAAUAAAUUCUUAUACUUAUAAAAAGGUAAGUAGUUUUUUUUUUCUCUCUGCAUGUAAUGUAAUUAUUAAUUAUAAAUAAAAAUUACUCAAAACCAUUUUUUUAUCUACAUUCAAACAUGUCUCCUUGUUCUUUGAUGGAAGGAAUUCCAACCGAGCUCUGCAAUAGAAAAUUUUCUCUUUUAUCUGAAAAAAGCCUAGAAAAACAUCUUAAUAAUUUCAAUCAUAAUCCUGAAUAUACACAAUUUCUUUUUAAUAUAAAUUAUUAUUCACAUUAGACAUUAGUGAUGAUUAAAACUGGUUUCGUUUUUAUUUUAUUAACUCUAAUUCUAUGUCAUGUCAUUACCAGUACUUAACAAUAUUUUAAAUUUUAUGAUUAAAUACCUUAUUUAAUUUAAAAUUACUAUUUAAAUUUAGGUUUUAAUUGCAUUUGUUGUAAUUGAAAAGUAUUAGUUCAUUAUAGUAUUAAUAUUAAGCUUAACUACUAAUACCGGUGCCGGUAGUUCUCGGAUUUUUUUUUUUUUUUAUUAAAAAGCAAUUUCCCAUCAAUUUUAUAUUCAGAAUUUCAAUUUAUUUGUAUCAUCUUAUCAAUUUCUAUGAUUUUUAAUACUAACUUUUACUAAUUUGCUUAGAUUUAUUCAGAUGUUUAAAAGAUUACAAAAGUAUUAAACUAUUAUUGAAUAUUAUUUAGAGCCGCUUACAUCUCCCCGGUGAAGACAAAAAAAGUCGGCCAUUUUUUUUUCUUUUUCUUUCCGGUGAUGGGGUGUUGAUUUUACAUGUGGAGAGCGAUAACAUUCUCUGGAACGGGUUAAAUUGACUAAUUUAAAGUUAUUAGUAAUCCAAAUUAGAUGAUAAACAUGAGCUUUUGGGUUUUAAUCAUAUAUGAAUGCUCCAAAGAAGUUUUUAAGACACUUUCAACUUACAGAUACUGAAAAAGUGACACAGAAAAAAAACGGGGGUUCCACUCGUUGGGUAAAUUGUAUGAGCGUCACCGUAAGACAAAUAUUUAAUGUAAUCGAUAACAAAACAAAUGUAUAAUUAGAAAACUGUGACGUGGAACGCAAAAAUCCGAGUACACCAUAGAGCCGAUUAUGAAAUGGCCACAAAAGUUUUUCCGUGAUUUUUCGACUGCGCAGAAGGGAUGCGCGUGCGUCUUUUAAAAUACCUACUUCUGUCUUCUAUUCUUCCCACUCUGCCUUCCUCUUUAUAACUAAAAUGUAAAUGUAGUGUUUUCAGAAAAUCAUUUGAAUGGUCACUUGUUUCAUGAUUGUUUAUAUCUAUCAGCCACAGAAAGUUGUGUAUAACCACAAUCACAAUGAAUCUAUUUAGCUCUGCGCAAUGAUAGUUAGAAAUCUCGAAGCUGAUGAUCAUUGAGUAAUGUACUAUAUCCUUUUCCAAGCUUUUUACUUCCUCUCUAGCUAGCCUAGCAGAGUUAGUUUUGAAGGACUAAAUAAUAUGACUAGGAGAUACCAAAAUUGAAGAUGGUUUUAAAAAAGGCAGUGUCUACACGUCCAGCGCGCUGGACGUAUAUCUCCCGCACUAUGACGGCCGGAAGAAUUCUUUAUCUUCUUCGUUGCAUGAUCACCGUAACAAAGUUGCGAGAGAUAUCUGUACGUCACCCCAGCCUUGUCACGUGACCGUGAGCGAUUUUAAAAUCUUUCUCUCUACCAAGUAAUUUACUGAGUAUCUUGCAAACAAAUAAUAGAAAAAAAUACUUGGGUAAUUACUUAUACAAAGUGGCGGUUAAGCAAUAAUGCAUUCUAGAAGGAAGCAAUGCUAAUAGGGAGAGAGAAUUACGGUAAUGAAAAAUACAAAUGCUAAAAAAAUAAUAGUGAGGGUGAUAGAUAAUUACUUUUAAGGUUGGAAGACCGAUAGUUCACAAAGCUACAUCUUAAUAUAGGGCCGAUAUAGUGGUAGCCUAGCCUACUUCUCAUGCGAUACUAAAUACUAAUCCUGAAAUACAACUUUAUUGACAAAGGUCUAUCGAAGUCUACUGGUCUUAUUUUAUUUGGUCAUAUUUUAAAAUUAGGCUUCAAGGUAGAGCUUUACAAGUACUAGUACUUCUAGUUAGUAAAUAGGCCGACUAGUUUAAUAUUCAAAGUCAAACACUUUAUUUAUCUCGGAGCAUUUGAAUAUAUAAACAUUUUCAGUUUUCAGCAUUUAUUUAUUAUCUAGGGAUCGGAAUAUCAAAUGCAAUGCAACUAUUUUGCCGGCGACCACUUGUCACAUGACCUGCCGGAAUAAUAACGCCUACUAGUUGACUGGGGGUCAUGUGACAUGCCCGCUGGACAUAUAUUUUGCGCAGGACGUGUAGACACUUCAUUUUAAAAAACUUUGUUUACAUUUACUAAUUUUUAAAUUUUUUUUAAAAAUUCCAUUUGUAGGUACCCGCAUAGUAUAUGAUCGAUCUCGCCUGAUGCAGUUGCGCAACUCACCACUUGCUAGGAGUCCUCCCGCCAACAUGGCAAAGAUACCUGGCAUUACAGAUUUUGAUCCAGAAUCAUUACUGAAAGCAAAGGAUAAGGAGAAUGGGCCGAAAGAUGACAAAAAUCAACUAAAAGAGGGUAUGAUCAGAUAUUUAGAUUAACUAUUACACUUUAUGCAUUGAUAAUUUUUGUAUAUCUUUAAUAGGCAGCAUGACUGGAGAUUAAUAAUUUAGAUAAUUUGUCUAGUUGGUUUUUAUUCAUAAAUGCAUCAUUCAGUGAAGGAAAUUAAUUCACCUGGUUGAAAUGAAAUGUGCAUAUUUUUUUUUCAGACUGUAUAAUUGACAAUGUGAAAUGUUCAGUCAUAUAGCAUUUGUAAAUAUACUUGUGGUUUCGGGCUAUAUGUGCUUUUCAUUGCACGCUUCAAAGAAGACUGUAAUUAACUUGUACAUUGAAACCAAUGAUUGUAUUGUUAACCAAUAAUUAAAGAGGUAUCGGCAUGGUUUUUAUUUAAUAAGUUACAUGUGAAAUUGAUAACACAGUUUAUCUAAUUAUUUUGCUUUUACAGACUCAAAGUUUGGCCAUGAUGAGCAUCCUCAGUUUGAGAUGGACAUUUGAAUGUCAUCAAACACUCGGGCCACCUGUCUUUCGGUCAAUUGCUGUAUUCGUCCAACCGCAGUUAAUCAAAGUGCUCCAGGAAUCGCUGCAAGCAUCAUGUGUUUAGGCCUGGAUGUGUGGUAACAGACAAUUCUCACAGAGCAUGUCAGCUCUAACUAGGGCAGUGGCAUAUGUUGUGGAUGUUUUAACUAAACUUGUACCAGUUGUUUCUGGGGCAGGCUGUAAUAGAGGCACGCUCCGUAGAUGACAGGCGUGCUUUUUGUAUAAUUUGUGCAGUCAAUGAAAAUAACUAGGGAUAAAUUAUGGCCACAAUAUAAGUUUUUCUCAGUUUAGUCAAUGAUUCCUUCAAUGUUUAAUAUAACAGAAUAAAAGGUGUAGGAAUUUAAAAUCUUAUUUUGAGUACUUUUAAUGUUAAGUUUCAAUGAAAUUUAAUUCUAAUUUUUUGUGUUCAUUUUUAUUGUAGUUUCAAUUGAUAUUGAUACAUUGAAAAGGAAAUCUGAUAGCUUCAUCAUUGGCAGUUUUAUUUCAAGCGAGUCAAAUUUUUAAUCUUGUGCCAGUAAAGAUGUAAGUUGUUAAAUUCUUUAAUCAGGAGGAGCUACUCAGCACAUUUGCUCUAUAUCAUGUCCUGCGCCCUAAAGAUACUGCAGUAAAUGUCUUUUUUUUAAUUGCUUUUAUUGUGAAGUGAGAGCGUAAGGUACUUGCAGGUCGCUGAUAAGGACUAUCUUAGUUCUAUUGAAUAUUAAAUUGACAUAUAACUAUAAUGUAAACCUUUCUAAAUUACUUUUAUUAUGUUUUAUUUACCAUGCUUAUACGGUUAUGGAGGUUUAUAACUUUUCCGGCUUUCAUAUUUUAAACUGAAAUUUCUUGCAAGGUUUCUGGACCCCACUCUUGGCAGAAACCAUUCUAAUGACACUGGAGUCACCAAUCAUCAUUCAAAAUAAUCGGUUGAUUAGCCUUAUGUAGCUAAAUUCACCUUUUAAUUAUGGAUGUCACUUGUUUAAAUAAAGGGGAUUUCUACAGCAUUGGACAGUGGUCUGGGUUUUUAAAAAAAUGUAAUUAAGUUAAAGAAUACAGAAAUCUUCUGCAAUGUUAUUUGUAAUAAUUUUAAUCACAAAUGUUUAAUUUGUAUGUGUUUUUACAAUAUUAAGUUUGUGUGUGUGUGAUAUAACCACAUUCAUCUAUGCAUUAUAAUGAUAUUCUUCAUAGUAAACAAAAAUCUUUAAAUUGGUUAGGGGAGAGUACCGGGAUAUAGGGGAAAAGAUGUUUAAAACUUGGUGGUGGACCUUGGCUUAUUCUUGCCAAUAUUUUUUUUUUUUUCAGUAAUUAAAUAUGGAUACCAAUUUUUUUUAGCAGGCAGCUUAGUCUUGGGAAUGUUUCAGUUACCAUAUGUUAAUUUAAUGUUGACAUCCUUGUUGCAGCUUUGAGCGUUUUAUGAGUGGGCAUUGUAAAAAGAAAUUGCGUGUUAUUUUUUUAAAAAACAGCAUUUUUUAACAGGUAUUUUUUUUCAAUUUUUAUGAUGUAAAUCUGUUUGUUUUGUUGUUUAAAUUUUGACUAUCAGUCUGUGACAUUGUUAAAUGGGAACCUCAAAUGUUACCAAAGAAGUCCAUGAGAAGGCAUAAUACAAUUACAAAGCUAAAAGUCCCACUGCCAGAGCAGGCAUGAUUGUGUAGUGAUAGAGUGGGUCUUGUGUGAGGUGAACAUUGUUAUGGCUGUGAUGACACCUUCUACCAUCUGUUCCAGGGUGCCAACUCCCCCUCUGUUGAAAGCAAUCUCUUUCAGAGAUGCUACAUCUGUAGCAUAAGCGUGCAAUACUCCACAGUUGAAAUUAAAACUCUUGAGGUUCAUCAGUUCCCCAAACGGACAGUGGAGUUGGCCACUACUCCUUGACCAGCUUGGUGGAUGUGGAUCGAUCUUAACCGCUUGAAUGCCUUGAUCCGUUCGCCUGAGAGAUUAUGAUUCCCAAUGAUUGUUUUAUUAUGGCAAGCACAAGAUUGUAAUAAUGUCAUUUGUUAUGGGUUGUUUGUGCUCAUUUGAGAGCUGUCUUCAGAACUAUGUGGCCUUGUUUUAUUCAGAGAUAAAAUGGCAAUGUUUGAUUUUAGGGUGAAAUGUUGUAUUGCGAUGUCUUCAAAUUUAAUGUCAGAGUGUUCGACCUUUUAAAAAAAACAUUGUUUCUUUUCACAUUUGCUAAUUUCAUUGUGUAAGCAACAUCAGUUUUCUCAAAUCCUUCACAUCUAGUAGGUGGAUAGACCUCGGAAAUCCAUAUCUGCAUUUAUAUAAUACAAUUCUACUUGUUGAAAGAUUUUUAAAAAAUUAAAUUUUGGUUCAAUUAUGAACUGCAAGUUUUCUCAGCACUAUCCUUUACCAAUAGAGGCCUGAACCUGUUCUUACUGAAGUUUUGAUCCAAUCGCAGCGUGUCGUCUGGAUCCUUACAAUUACAGGAUAUUAACACCGCGGGAGCUUACACUUGUCAGCAAGACUAAAUCUUUUAAAAUUCUUUUUGAAUAAUCAUGCUUCUGCGUGUGACCACUGGAUCAGCUGACCAGGAGAAGUGUAACACAAGGGCACACCAACCUGUGAGUGACCACUGGAUCAGCUGACCAGGAGAAGUGUAACACAAGGGCACACCAACCUGUGAGUGACCACUGGAUCAGCUGACCAGGAGAAGUGUAACACAAGGGCACACCAACCUGUGAGUGUGUUUCUUGUAACAUUGUUCCUUAUUUGAUCAUAAAUGAACAGUUCUUACCUGGGAUUGGUUUAUAUAGAAAAAUACUUGAUGUUAAAAGAUUCAGUAUUCCUAAAUUACUUCUUAAAAGCUAUGUUUUACUAUGAAAUAUGAAACCUGCCUGGGAAUCAUUUUAUUUUCAAUGUCUUCUUAUUGUGACCUGGCUCCCCCCCCUCCCCCGUGUUCUAUAUGCCAAAUUUUUAUUUUUUUACACGAAUGAAAAAGAAAAAAAAAUAAUUUCCAAUUUGAUUAUUUUAUUAUGAAGCCCUUUUUUUUCCAGAUUGGUUUCUGUGACAUGUUUAGUUUGUUGGAGCCGUGUCUGUUUGGUUCAUAUAAUAUACAAAACUAAAGUUAAUGAAUCAUAAACUUUUACUUGUCUUUGCUAAUGUGGCCCUGUAUUUUACCAUUACAGUAUAGGGUCCUCAGUUUUACUCAUAAUAAACUACACAAAUUCUCAAG
This is a messenger RNA of Lymnaea stagnalis (great pond snail), 7712 nucleotides long. Lineage: Eukaryota; Metazoa; Mollusca; Gastropoda; Lymnaeidae. The record is from the annotation of a GenBank genome assembly.